Messenger RNA from Cynoglossus semilaevis (tongue sole), 2921 nucleotides. RefSeq names its product HPS1 biogenesis of lysosomal organelles complex 3 subunit 1 (gene hps1). Gene Ontology annotation, biological process: melanosome assembly; vesicle-mediated transport. Gene Ontology annotation, molecular function: guanyl-nucleotide exchange factor activity. The record is from RefSeq and is a predicted model, not a curated record. The transcript is spliced from 19 exons. Gene Ontology annotation, cellular component: BLOC-3 complex. Bases 649 to 2709 code for a protein of 686 amino acids. NCBI's taxonomy places the organism in Eukaryota, Metazoa, Chordata, Actinopteri, Pleuronectiformes, Cynoglossidae.
AUAAAUAUUGUUUCAUGGGUUUGUUGUUAAUUGAAUAGUUAAUGUAUAAUUUUAAUGUAUGUUUAUUUUUUAUUUUAAAUUGUUAAAUCCAGCAUUACAUUGCAAACAAAAGCCCCAAGUGUUAAUCUGACCUAAUCUAAUCUCAGUCUGAACCUCGGAGCUGCAUUCCACAGAUACCAGGCUGAGCUCUGAAGCUCAACGUCGCGGUCAUGAGCUCCACUUCAGGCCCAGCACAUGACUUCUUUCUGCCCGGUUGAUCAUCGGACUCCAGUCGGCUGAGCUGCUGCUGCUGCUGGAGCCGGAGGAGGUGAUCCACCGGAGAAAACUCAAUCCCCGGAGCGGUAUCUAAACACACCCUGCUGCUCCUCCUCAGACGCUCCUCCUCAGCUGAUCCUCCUGUUUUAACGUCGGCAGAGUCGGUCACAUGACCAGCAGGGUUAAACUGGUGCGGAAGGAAACAGCAGCUGACGCCGCGAUGGAAGCGUCUACUCCCGCUAUGAAGUGCACGAAACACCGGUGACCGAGCGCCGCCGCAGCUGCGGAGUACACACACACUGGAAGGAAAUGAGAGGAUCGUCCACGGACACAGUGUGUGUCGGGUUCAUGGAGUAAAUAGUGCAGCAGGACAGAGCUGCAUCUGUGGUCCAGAUGAGGUGCUUACUAAUAGCCAGUGAGAGUGCAGAGGUCCUGUUCCACUGGACCGACCCAGAAUUUCAGCAGAGCAUCCAGCAGCAGUAUGGAUCAUCUCAGGAGGACGGACACGGGCUUCCAGCCUUUGAGGACAGCAUCAGCACUCUGUUUGCCCCCAUCAUUAUCUCCUGCAGCACCAUGGUGGACAGGCUGGGUGACGGCUACACCUCCUUCACCACAGAGAACAACCACAUCUACGCCCUUCACCAGUUUGACGAGUGUCUCUACAUUGCUGUGAACGGUGACGGCGAGGAGGAUGAGGAUGUUCUGAGGAGGAAGAUCUAUGUGAUGAAGAAAAUGAUCGAGGUGCUGUUCGGCAUGGUGACCCUCAGCAGUCAGCUCCUGAGAAGAGAACUCCGUCCUCAGGACACAGAGCAGAGAGCUCGAUUGUGGAAACAUCUCCAGGGUCUGCUGGAGACCUACAGCCACCUCAGAGAGAAUGACCAGAGCUUCUUAGUGGAGGCAGUGGAGCGGUUGAUCCACCCCACGCUGUGUGAGCAGUGCAUUGAGUUCUUGGAGCGCCGUUUGGUCCAGCAGCUCAACAGCAGCACGGAGAAAGCGGGAGAGGAAGUGCUGCACGCCUUCAUCCUGGUACACACCAAACUGCUGGCCUUCUACUCCAGCCGCAAUGCAAGCACACUGGCGACCUCUGACCUGCUGGCACUCAUUAUCGUGGCACAGAACAUGUAUCCCAGCAGUGUGGACCUGGACGACUCCAGUCCUGAGGAUGUUGACAGUACUUCAGGCUCCGGUCCUGAAAGUUUUUACACUCCAGAGCCGUCACCUACAGACAGGACCUCCAUGAGUUCAGACAAACCAGAGAGAGGAAACACCCCUGUGUUUGAAUUCAUGGACCCGGACGUUCAGAUGGCUGAGGACAGUUUACAAGCUCUGGACGUUCCUGCUCCUGAUCCCUCGACACCGCGCCGAGUCUUCUUAGAGAUUUCCAGCAAAGACGGGCUUUAUGCCAUGAUGCCUCACUCCAUGUACUGUCUGCCCCUGUGGCCUGGCAUCACACUGGUGUUGCUCACCAAGGUUCGUGGGUGUAAACAGAUUCCCACCAGUGCCGUAGCCAUGUCCAUCUAUAAGUUUCUGGAAGCUUUCACCAAGUUGGAGAAGUGUUUAGGUGAAGGUCAAGACAGUUCUGCUGCGUCUAGAGGUCAGCUGGCCAUUCACGACAUCCGCAGUAAACUGGAUAAAUUCAUCAAAGCUCUGGGGCCCAGUGAGUUACAGUCUGCACAGUUACUAAAUGUCUGGACAGAGUUCAAAAACCGAGCUUUUGUCAGAGGUGGAUCUGGCUUCAACAAAGAUCUCCUUCCCUGGUGUACGAGAAUGAAAACCCAGCUGUGUGGGAUUUAUAGACAGUGUUUUCUGUCACCGUGUGGACCCGGUGACGUCACUCAACGUUUGUCCAGUAGUCUACAGGAACGGGCCCAGACCAUGGUGCAAGAAAAACUGAUGGAUUGGAGGGACUUCCUGUUGGUGAAGAGCAAACGAAACAUCACAAUGGUGUCUUACCUGGAGGAUUUCCCAGGUCUCAUCCAUUUCAUCUGUGUGGACCGAUCCACCGGUCAAAUGAUUGCACCGUCACUCACCAUCACUGAACGCACCACGUCUGAGCUGGGGAAAGGACCGCUGGCUCAGUUUUUCAAGAACAAGGUGUGGAGUCUGGUCAGCACCACCAGAUGCUUCCUGCGAAAGGGUUAUUCCACGGUGACACUGCGGGACGGAGACUUCUACUUCUGCUACUUCCUGUGGUUUGAAAAUGACACGGGGUACAAGUUAGAAGCAGGAGACUUGCCUAUCCUACCUGAUGACUCCGCCCCCAUUGGAAUGCUGGCCUGGGAUUACUACAGGAAGCUGCAGAGGUAUUACAGUAAGAGCCACCAGGGGGAGGUAGUGAGGUGCUACGAGCUGCUGACCGUUCACCUGGGGGUCAUCCCCACGGAGAUCAUCCUGCAGCACUGCAGACAGCUGGCCAGCAAACUGUGGGAGCCUUCACGAAAUCCGCUACUGUAGAUACUGCAAUACUACUGUAAUACUGGAAAAAAAUCAGACUUUUUCACGUUUUUGGGUUUUUUUUAGCACUUACAUGGACAGUUUAUUUGUUGCAUUCACAAUAUCACUUCUAAACAUGUACAAUUAUUUGUUUGUUAUGAUGAUAAUGUGGCUGUUUUUACUCUUUUAGUACUCCAUAAUAAAAAAUAAAGCGUAUGAAAAAAUACUUAACA